This is a messenger RNA of Maudiozyma saulgeensis, 1827 nucleotides long. Lineage: Eukaryota; Fungi; Ascomycota; Saccharomycetes; Saccharomycetales; Saccharomycetaceae. The record is from the annotation of a GenBank genome assembly.
AUGCCUUUGUCUGGUAUUACUUCAAAGAACGAUGAUGCUAGCCAUCAAAAUGGUAGUAAUUCACUAUUAUCAUUAGGUCAAGAUCAUGGUUUAUCUUAUCAACAAUUAGAUUCAAAUGAUGUUAAUCAAUUUGGUCAACAACAAGCUGGUAAUCAACAACCUGGUGGGAACCAAAGAGCUGCUGGUAAUCAAUAUCAACAACAACAAUAUCAACAAUAUCAAGGUCAACAACAAGCUGGUAAUCAACAACAACAACCUGGUCAACCUUUAUAUUACCAAUCUCAUCCUUCUCAACAACAAGGCCAAAACAAUCAAUAUGGUCAAUCUUUACCACAUGAUUUUGGCUAUGGAUCAACUGGAUCAAAUUCAAAUCCCGGUGCAAGUGGUAAUAACACUAGUGGUAAUAACAAUAGUACUAAUGCCAGCGGUAGUGGUAACGCUAACAAUAAUGCCAAUAGUGGUAGUGGUGCUACAGGCACUAAUAAUGCAGCAGGAUCUGGUACAACUGGUGCUGGUUCAAACACAAACAAUCCAAAUUUUAACCAGCAACAAUUUUCUGAAUUAAUGUAUAAUUCUUUCUUAACUCAAUUAUCUCAAAAACAACAACCUCAACAAUCUCAAUCUGUUAAUCAACAACAAUUGAAUAUGAAUAAUUCUUUAAAUCCUGCUACUGCCGCUGCUGCCGCUGCCGCUAAUAACCCAGGUUUUAUGAAUCCAUCAAUUCAAAGAUAUUAUCAAAAUAAUUUAUCCGGUUAUCCAUCAAUGAUUGAUUCAUCAAAUCAAUCAAUGUUACAACCUUCUCAUCAAAUUCAAUCUCAAUCAGGUAAUCAACAGAUGCAUCAACAAAUGCCUCAACAAACUUCUGUUCAAUACCAACAACAACAAGCUAUUCAACAAGCUCAAUUGCAAGCUCAAGCUCAAGCUCAAAUGCAAGCUCAAGCUCAAUUACAAGCUCAACAACAACAGCAACAACAACAAUUACAAGCUCAACAACGUCCACAAGGUCGUGGUCAUGCAAAGAAAGGUCCAAAGGGUCCACGUAACACCAACAACAAUUCUCGUAAUAGUAAUGCUAAUUCUGGUACUAAUGGUUCAGGCCAUACUACAAAAGGUGGUAAAAAUGCUAAUGGACCAAAAAAAUUAUCAACAACUCAAAGUAGAAUUGAAAAGAGAAAACAAUUGAAAAAACAAGGUCCAAAGAGACCUUCUUCUGCUUAUUUCUUAUUCUCUAUGUCAAUUAGAAAUGAAUUAUUGCAACAAUUCCCAGAUGCUAAAGUUCCAGAAUUAUCAAAACUUGCAUCUGCAAGAUGGAAAGAAUUAACAAGUGAAGAGAAAAAACCUUUCUACGAUGAAUUUAGAGUUAAUUGGGAGAAGUACAGAGUAUUAAGAGAUGAAUAUGAAAAGACUUUACCACCAAAGAGACCAAGUGGUCCAUUUAUUCAAUUUACUCAAGAAAUUAGACCUAUUAUUGUUAAAGAAAAUCCUGAUAAGAAUUUAAUUGAAAUAACAAAAUUAAUUGGUGAAAGAUGGAGAAAUUUAGAUCCUGUUGAAAAGACUAAAUACACUGAUGCUUACAAACAAAAAUUAAAGGAAUGGGAAAAAUUCUAUCCUGCUGAAGAAUUAUUAAAGACUGAAGAAACUAAACCACGUAAGAACAAGAAAAAUAAGAAACAAAAUAAUAAUAACAAUGAAUUAAAUUUAAACUUGGUUAACCCAUCUGCUACUGGUCAUCCAGGUGAUUUAAACGCUACAGGUGCUCCACAAACUAUUAACCCUGUUAACACAGAAGUUAAUAACGUUGGAAAUGGUAUCAUCAAGCCAGAAUGA